UGUUAGGUAAAUAAACCAUUACACACACAACACUUGACAAGGUUCACACAUACCCAUAUACCACUAUAUUAUGAGAAGAAGAAUGGCAUCAGUAGCUACAGACAUAACAUCUAAGAUAACACUAAAUGAUGGCGUAAGUAUGCCACUGUUUGGACUUGGUGUGUGGCGAGCAACGCCAGGACCGGGUGGACAGACAGAACAAGCCGUAGAGUUCGCAUUACAGAAGGGAUAUCGAAUGAUAGACACGGCUGAAAUGUACGAGAAUGAAGCCGAUGUCGGAAGAGAACUGAAGAAAUCCGGAUUAAACAGAGAAGAUGUGUUUAUUGUCACAAAGCUCAGUGAAAAUGGUUACGAUCGAUGCAAGAAAAUAUUCAAAGAAAGUUUGGAAAAGCUAGAUGUACCAUGUAUAGAUCUUUACCUAGUGCACUCACCAAAAAGUGGAAAAAUAAUCGAAACAUACAAAGCCAUGUUAGAACUGAAAGAACAAGGUCUUAUUAGAUCAGUAGGUGUAUCUAAUUUUGGUAUCCAACAUUUAGAGGGUAUAAAGUCUCAUGGACUUCCGGUACCAUCAGUUAAUCAGAUAGAACUGCAUCCAUGGCAACAGAAACCGGACAUAGUUAAAUACUGUAGAGACAAUAAUAUAGCAGUCAUGGGAUAUGCUCCUCUCGUUAAAGGACAAAGAUUUGAUGACGAAACACUUUGUGAGAUUGCAAAAAGAAACAACAAAUCCCCAGCACAAGUUCUUAUUAGAUGGAGUUUGCAACAUGGUUUCAUAACAAUUCCUAAAUCUGUUCAUUCUGAUAGAAUAGAAGAAAAUAUGCUUGUAUUUGAUUGGUCAUUAAAUGCUGAAGAUAUGACAAUAUUAGACGAUUCUCCCGACAAAUCCUGCAAACCAUGGAACCCCUGUGACGUACCUUGGACAGGAUGAUAUAUAUUUAAUUCUGUUUUAAGAACAAUUGUAUUUAUAUGAAAGAAAAUGAUAAAUAGAUAUUAAGCA
Molecule: messenger RNA, 997 nt
Organism: Mytilus trossulus (common blue mussel)
Lineage: Eukaryota; Metazoa; Mollusca; Bivalvia; Mytilida; Mytilidae
Product: glyoxal reductase-like
Exons: 7
Coding region: 71-928 (285 amino acids)
Molecular function (GO): oxidoreductase activity
Source: RefSeq, a predicted model, not a curated record